Molecule: messenger RNA, 488 nt
Organism: Vespa crabro (European hornet)
Lineage: Eukaryota; Metazoa; Arthropoda; Insecta; Hymenoptera; Vespidae
Exons: 3
Coding region: 123-488 (121 amino acids)
Source: RefSeq, a predicted model, not a curated record
UAUAGAUUUGAUAGUAUUAAUAUAGAAAAGCAGUACAAUUUUAUUUCUAGCAUAACCAGUACAAAAAUAAAAAUUGAUUCUUUGAUUAAAUAUAAGUGAGAUGUACAACUUUACAAUCUUAUAUGUAUGUGAUAUCAUCAAAAAGGAUUGUAGUUGGAUGUAUUCAAUUAAUUAUGCGAUGUGGUCGUAAUAAUCUCGAUGUUGACGACGUAGACGAUAUGCCCGAAUAUGACGUUCAUGAUGUCCCUGUGCAUUUCCAACCGCAAAUCUUUCCUAUGGCUUUGCAACAACGACAAGAGGUCUUUCAACAUAGACCAGAUGCACCAGGAACGAGAAGACGUUCACCACCAGAAAUUGUUUCAAAGAUGAUUCAGGCUUUGGAAGAAUUAACUGAAACAAAAUCAUUGCCCGCCAUCGACAAGGUGCGCGGUUGUCAUCGACUUACAUUCGAAUCUUCUUUUCGACUGGUAAAUGAAGAAAAUAGUUAA